CGUUUUGCAGAUCUCAUCACUGCAAAUCUGUAAAUUUUCCUUGAAAAUUGAAAUACCUGGAAUUCAGAUCCGGAGAGGAACAGAGAAAUGGACAAUGGCGACAUCGAAGGUGGUCCGGAGGACAAUUUCCACGCGCCGAUAGGUCGCAAGUACCGCCCCGUCGUUGACAAUGAUAGCGCCGUGCUCGAGAUGUCUUCAAUCGAUCCUUCUGGUUCUUCUUCGUCCUCUUCUGCUCUUCCCCUUCCCCAAGCUCCUCUCAAGAAAGUUAAAGUGAGCUCACAGGAAAACAUGGAUUCCACUGUAAAUGAGGAAAUGAAUGGACCACAAAGAGAAUCCAAGCUGGAAUUGUUUGGUUUUGAUUCUCUUGUCAACAUUCUUGGUCUUAAGAGUAUGACAGAGGAGCAUUCUGCCGAACCUUCUAGUCCUAGAGAUGGUGAAAAUAUUUCCAUCACCCAUGGGCGUCCAAAGACUUCGGACAUCAAGUUGGGUACGAUGAUGGGUGUAUUUGUUCCAUGCUUACAGAAUAUAUUGGGAAUUAUCUACUAUAUUCGAUUUUCUUGGAUUGUUGGUAUGGCUGGUAUAGGACAGUCUUUGUUGUUAGUAGCAAUUUGUGGCUUGUGUACUUUUCUAACUGGAAUCUCAUUAAGUGCUAUUGCAACCAAUGGUGCUAUGAAGGGUGGGGGACCAUAUUAUCUAAUUGGUCGCGCACUUGGUCCAGAAGUUGGAGUUAGCAUUGGACUAUGUUUCUUCCUUGGAAAUGCAGUUGCCGGAGCUCUCUAUGUCUUGGGAGCUGUAGAGACUUUUUUGAAAGCUGUCCCAGCUGCUGGAAUUUUUAGAGAGACUAUCACCAGAGUUAAUGUCACAGUAGUUGCAGAACCUAUACAAAGUCCAAGCUCACAUGAUUUGCAAAUUUAUGGGAUCGUUGUGACUAUCCUCCUCUGCUUUAUUGUGUUUGGUGGUGUGAAAAUGAUCAAUCGAGUUGCGCCUGCUUUCCUUAUACCUGUUCUAUUCUCACUGUUUUGCAUAUAUAUUGGAAUUGCUGCGGCAGGGAAGGACCAUCCUGCAACUGGAAUAACGGGCUUGAGUCUGGAAUCUUUUAAAGAAAACUGGAGUUCAGAUUACCAGAAUACUAACAAUGCUGGAAUUCCUGAUCCUGAUGGGGAAGUAUCAUGGAGUUUCAAUGCGAUGGUCGGGCUCUUUUUCCCUGCUGUAACAGGAAUCAUGGCAGGUUCAAAUCGAUCAGCCUCACUGAAAGAUACUCAACGUUCAAUUCCCAUUGGAACACUUUCUGCAACUCUUACAACUACUGCAAUGUAUCUAGUUUCCGUUUUGUUAUUUGGUGCCCUAGCAACCAGAGAGAAGCUUUUGACUGACAGGCUGCUCACAGCUACAGUAGCUUGGCCUUUCCCUGCAAUUAUUUAUAUUGGAAUUAUUCUUUCAACUUUAGGUGCUGCUCUUCAGAGCCUGACUGGUGCCCCUCGCCUGCUUGCAGCAAUUGCCAAUGAUGAUAUCCUACCUGUACUUAACUACUUUAAAGUUUCUGAAGGGAAUGAGCCUCACAUUGCUACCCUGUUUACUGCAUUUCUCUGCAUCGGGUGUGUCAUAAUUGGGAAUCUGGAUCUUAUCACGCCGACCAUAACUAUGUUUUUCCUUCUAUGUUAUUGUGGUGUCAACUUAUCUUGCUUCCUCCUCGAUCUUUUAGAUGCUCCUAGCUGGCGUCCUCGGUGGAAAUUUCACCACUGGAGCCUCUCUCUUCUUGGAGCUUCGCUUUGCAUUGUUAUUAUGUUCUUGAUCUCUUGGUCAUUCACUGUCGUAUCUCUAGCUCUUGCUAGCCUUAUAUAUUAUUAUGUGAGUAUUAAAGGAAAGGCUGGGGACUGGGGUGAUGGUUUCAAGAGUGCUUAUUUCCAACUAGCUCUACGCAGUCUUCGAUCACUUGGAGCAAACCAUGUGCACCCGAAGAAUUGGUACCCCAUCCCCCUGAUAUUCUGUCGUCCAUGGGGGAAGCUUCCAGAAAAUGUUCCCUGCCAUCCAAAACUAGCUGACUUUGCCAACUGCAUGAAGAAAAAGGGCAGGGGAAUGUCCAUCUUUGUGUCUAUACUUGAUGGAGACUACCAUGAGUGUGCUGAAGAUGCCAAGGAAGCCUGCAAACAGCUCGGUACUUACAUUGACUACAAGCGUUGUGAAGGAGUAGCUGAGAUAGUUGUAGCCCCCAAUAUGUCCGAAGGCUUCCGUGGCAUUGUCCAGACAAUGGGUCUCGGAAAUCUCAAGCCAAACAUUGUGGUGAUGCGGUACCCUGAAAUAUGGCGUCGUGAAAACUUAACUGAAAUUCCUGCUACUUUUGUCGGGAUAAUUAAUGAUUGCAUCGUCGCAAACAAGGCAGUUGUUAUUGUCAAGGGUCUUGAUGAAUGGCCCAAUGAGUACCAGAGGCAGUAUGGAACAAUUGAUUUGUACUGGAUAGUGAGAGACGGUGGUCUCAUGCUUCUCCUUUCUCAACUACUACUCACCAAGGAGAGCUUUGAAAGCUGUAAGAUUCAAGUCUUCUGCAUUGCAGAGGAAGAUGUUGAUGCGGAAGCGCUCAAGGCUGAUGUUAAGAAGUUUUUGUACGAUCUUCGGAUGCAAGCUGAAGUGAUUGUCAUUAAUAUGAAAUCAUGGGAUGCACAAGCAGAGGGUGGUUCUCAUCAAGACGAAUCUAUAGAAGCAUUCACUGGAGCGCAGCAGCGGAUUGCUAAUUACUUGGCGGAUAUGAAGUCAAGGGCUGAGAGAGAAGGAACCCAACUGAUGGCCGAUGGAAAGCCUGUGGUUGUGAAUGAGCAGCAAGUGGAGAAGUUCCUUUACACGACACUGAAACUGAAUUCAACGAUACUAAGAUACUCGAGAAUGGCUGCAGUAGUCCUAGUGAGCCUACCACCGCCUCCGGUGAACCACCCGGCAUACUUUUACAUGGAGUACAUGGAUUUGUUGGUGGAGAAUGUGCCGAGGCUUCUUAUUGUAAGAGGGUACCGAAGAGAUGUCGUAACUCUAUUCACAUAAUAUUCAGUGGGAUUUUCCAUUUGGAAGGUAAGAACUAUUUUUUUGAAGUUUGUUCAUAUGAUUAUGAUUUUUUCUCACCCCUCUAAUGUAUGUUUUGUUUUAGUUUCAAAUUUCAAUGUUAAAUUCAUUCUUUUUACAGACUUUAUUACUGAAGCAGAAUUUUGCGCUUUUGUUAUUAGUUUUGUAGAAAUUUUGUAAUUUCAUCCUCCUCGGAUGUGUUCUUUUAUGAGUUAUACUGUCGUUCACUUCAGAAUCAAUUUUAAGUUGGGCCGUGCCAUGUUUUGGGAUCGCUUACUAAAAAUUGGAGAUAAACAAUAGGAAAACCACAAUCCUUAUAAAGAAUCGGAUCCGCCAGUAAAUACAAAUGGAAUGCUCAAGGUGCUCAAGGGGAAGAAGAAUAUACUGAGUUUCAAAACCAAACAUUUAAGAAGGUAAAUCAAAGAUCUAACGAAAAACAUGGAUUGUUGAUAAAUUCUCUACAGUCUAACAGAUAAAUUUGAUAUAUCCCCAGCGUCACGCAAAACACCGUCAAAACGCAAAUGAAGCGGAUUGAAAAUAGAAACCAACACUAAGAAAUGAAGCAAACACAAACAAAAUGGAAAUAAAAAAAAAAUCUCU
Morus notabilis is the source of this 3648-nucleotide messenger RNA. Its product is annotated as cation-chloride cotransporter 1. The record is from RefSeq and is a predicted model, not a curated record. Gene Ontology annotation, biological process: transmembrane transport; monoatomic ion transport. Gene Ontology annotation, molecular function: chloride:monoatomic cation symporter activity. The transcript has 13 exons. The coding region runs from base 88 to 3030 and encodes 980 amino acids. Lineage: Eukaryota; Viridiplantae; Streptophyta; Magnoliopsida; Rosales; Moraceae. Gene Ontology annotation, cellular component: membrane.